CGCUCCCGUUCGCAGCCGCUCUCCGCUGCCGAGCGGAGCGGCCCCGCCAGCCCCUCAGUUUCACAUCCUUGAAUGUCCCUCUAUUUCUUGAAGAUGAAGAAAGUGACUGCAUGCUUCUUUCUGCUGUUUGGGCAUACUCUGCUUUCCACUGUGUCUGUCAUGGCAAAAGAUCUCCCUGGUGCACAUUUCACCCAAAGAAGGGAUGUUAACUCACAAUCUACACUAGAAAACAGUUGCAACAGAAAACGUCUGGACCUCGUCUUCAUCAUUGACAGCUCUCGCAGCGUGCGUUCUUAUGACUUUGAAAAAGUGAAAGAGUUCAUUUUGACCAUUUUGCAGUUCCUGGACAUCAGUCCUGAUGCCACCCGAGUGGGUCUGAUUCAGUAUGGCAGCACAGUCAAACAGGAAUUCUCACUGAAGACAUUCAGGAGGAAGCAGGACAUCGAGAGAGCAGUGAAGAGGAUGAUGCACCUGGCAAGUGGCACCAUGACCGGGCUGGCCAUUCAGUACGCAGUGAACAUUGCAUUUUCUGAGUCAGAAGGAGCUCGACCUCUGAAGCAAAAUGUGCCCCGAAUUAUCAUGAUAGUGACAGAUGGAAGACCUCAGGAUCCUGUGGCAGAGAUUGCUGCUAAAGCACGGAACUCAGGAAUCCUGAUUUUUGCCAUUGGAGUGGGAAGAGUAGAUAUGAACACGCUGAAGUCCAUUGGGAGUGAACCCCACCAAGAGCAUGUGUUUCUGGUUGCUAAUUUCAGCCAGAUUGAAACACUGACCUCUGCCUUCCAGGCUAAAAUUUGUGUGCCCCAUAUGUGCAGUACAGUUGAGCAUCGCUGUGAUCACUUCUGCAUAAACACCCCUGGCUCCUAUGUCUGUAGAUGUAAACAAGGAUACAUUCUGAAUGCUGACCAGAAAACUUGCAGCACUCAGAACCUUUGUGCUGUGGAGAAACACACCUGUGAGCAGAUCUGUGUGAACACUCCUGGCUCUUAUGUCUGUCAGUGCUAUGAAGGGUAUGAACUUGCUGCAGAUGGAAAGAAUUGUGUCAUUGUAGACUACUGUGCUUUGGAUAACCAAGGUUGCCAACAUGAGUGUGUUAACACCAAGGACUCCUAUUACUGUAGAUGCCACCCAGGGUUCAUUUUAAAUCCAGACAAAAGAACUUGCAGAAGGCCAGACUAUUGUGCUCUUCAGGACCACGGCUGUGAACAGGAAUGUGUUAAUACAGAUGAUUCCUACUUUUGUCGAUGCCAAGAGGGAUUUACACUUAAUCCAGAUAAGAAAACAUGUAAAAGUGUGGACCACUGUGCUGGAAGCAAUCAUGGCUGUGAGCAACUGUGCCUAAAUACUGGUGUUUCCUAUGUGUGUCAGUGCUCUGAGGGAUAUGUCAUCAAUGAGGACCUGAAAACAUGCACACGAGUUGACUAUUGUGCUUUGACUGAUCAUGGCUGUGAACAUUUGUGUGUAAAUGGUGACAGAUCCUAUACUUGCCAGUGUUUUGAAGGAUACAGGCUCCGUAAUGAUGGGAAAACAUGUAAACGUAAAAAUGUCUGCAAAUCAGUCAACCAUGGCUGUGAACAUAUUUGCAUUAGUACUGACAAUUCCUACAUCUGCAAGUGUCGUGAGGGAUUCGUUCUGAGAGAAGAUGGCAAGACGUGCAGAAGACGAGACAUCUGCAAAUGGGUCAGCCAUGGCUGUGAGCAUGUAUGUGUUAAUGAAGGUGACUCUUAUGUUUGCAAGUGCCAUGAGGGUUUUCUCCUGAGAGAAGAUGGGAAAACAUGCAGAAAUCAAGACAUUUGCAGUUCUGUUGACCAUGGCUGUGAACAUGUUUGUGUUAAUGCUGAGGAGUCAUACAUCUGCCAGUGCUAUGAGGGAUUUGUACUGAGAGGAGAUGGAAAAACAUGUAGAAAUAAGGACAUCUGCAAGUCAGUCAGUCAUGGCUGUGAACAUCUUUGUGUUAAUAAUGAUGAUUCAUACACUUGCCAGUGCCAUGAUGGAUUUGUACUAAGGCAAGACAGGAAAACGUGCCGAAGAAAGGAUAUUUGCAAAUCUGUCAACCAUGGCUGUGAACACACUUGUGUUAAUGCUGGUGAUUCAUUUGUUUGUAAGUGUCAGGAGGGAUUCCUGCUAAGAGAAGAUGGGAAAACAUGCAAAAAUAAAGAUCUUUGCAAAUCAGUCAACCAUGGCUGUGAACAUGUUUGUCUUAAUACUGAUGAUUCAUAUAUCUGCAAAUGCCAUGAUGGGUUCCUACUGAGAGAAGAUGGGAAAACCUGCAGGAACAAGGAUGUCUGCAAGGCAGUAAACCAUGGCUGUGAACAACUUUGUGUGAAUAGUGAAGAUUCCUACAUCUGCAAGUGUCAUGAAAAAUUCAUACUGAAGGAAGAUGGAAAGACAUGUAGAUAUAAAGAUGUUUGCAACUCAGUUGACCAUGGAUGUGAACAUACUUGUGUUAAUACUGAUGAUUCCUAUAUCUGCAAGUGUCAUGAGGACUUCAUACUGAGGGAAGAUGGAAAAACUUGUAGAAGUAAAGACCCGUGUAAAUCUGUUGACCAUGGGUGUGAGCACGUGUGCAUUAACAACAACAGUUCCUACAGCUGUCAGUGCCAUGAGGGCUUUGUCCUGAGACAAGAUGGGAAAACGUGUCGAAAUGAAGAUGUCUGCAAUUCAAUUGCCCAUGGUUGUGAGCAUAUUUGUGUCAAUAAUGAAGAUUCAUACAUCUGCAAAUGCCAUGAGGGAUAUGUACUAAAAGAGGAUGAGAAAACAUGCAGAAGAUGCACUGAAGGCCCAGCUGACCUGGUGUUUGUCAUCGAUGGCUCAAAAAGUCUCGGAGAGGAAAAUUUUGAAAGUGUAAAACAAUUUGUCUCAGGAAUCUUGGAUUCACUUGAGAUUUCACCCAAAGCUGCUCGGGUUGGUUUGCUUCAGUAUUCCAAUGAAGUUCGCACAGAGUUUACAUUAAAGCAGUUCAGCUCAGCCAAAGACAUGAAGAAAGCUGUGUCACAAAUGAAAUACAUGGGGCGAGGCUCCAUGACAGGACUGGCACUGAAGCACAUGUUUGAGAGAAGCUUCACUGAAGCAGAGGGAGCAAGACCAUUUUCAGCAAAUGUCCCUCGAAUCUCCAUUGUGUUUACGGAUGGACGGGCCCAGGAUGAGGUCUCCAUGUGGGCUGCUAGAGCAAAGCGAGGUGGUAUAAUUAUCUAUGCUGUUGGAAUAGGAAAAGCAAUUGAGGAAGAACUGCUGGAAAUUGCUUCAGAGCCACCAUACAAACAUCUCUUCUAUGCUGAGGAUUUUACAGCUCUGGAGGACAUAAGUGAAGAGCUAACAGCCCAGAUCUGUGAAGCCUUGAAAGAAUCAGCUCACCAGCAGGAUUCAUCUUCUGGGAGACUACGUAAGACUGGUCCACAGCCUUCAGGAUCCGAAUCAACCACAAUAGCCAUCACAGAUGUCAUUGCCUGUCCCAAUCUUGCAGUACACUACAAGUAUCUCUUUGAAGACAGUCACACUCACCCAACAGGAACAACAGCAAAAUCUUCUAAAGAUAAAGAACAGUGCAAAUGUGAAAACCUUGUGACGUUCCAGAACUAUGCAACCAAUGAAGUUAGAAAACUCACACAGAGAUUGGAAGAAAUGACAAAGAGAAUGGAAGACUUGGAAAGCAGGCUAAAACACUGAUGAAAAGUUUAAGUGUAUACUACACUGUUUAUUUAUACAUACGAAUCUGUCAGAGCUAUUUUCAUAAACUGGUUAAAAAAUAAAUCCUUGUUCCUGAAGUUGAAAAGAUUAUUUUGGAUCCCUGCAUCUACGUA
Messenger RNA from Calypte anna (Anna's hummingbird), 3797 nucleotides. It is a transcript of the gene MATN2, whose product is annotated as matrilin 2. NCBI's taxonomy places the organism in Eukaryota, Metazoa, Chordata, Aves, Apodiformes, Trochilidae. Gene Ontology annotation, molecular function: calcium ion binding. The record is from RefSeq and is a predicted model, not a curated record. Bases 73 to 3663 code for a protein of 1196 amino acids. The transcript has 25 exons.